AUGACUGUGUCUUCUGCUGCUCAGUUGCUGUCUAGAACUUUGUAUUACAAGCGCUUUUUCCCCUAUUACGUUGGAGCGCUUGUGGCAGGCAUAGACGAAGAAGGUCACGGGGCAGUAUAUGGAUACGAUCCGAUAGGUACGAUCGAAUUAGUCCCUUUCGCUUCUCAAGGAGCCGGUUCUCCUCUCAUUGAACCAUUUUUUGACAAUCAGAUUAGUUGGCGGAACCAACCGCUGGAAACAAAAGCGCCGCUAACAAAGGAAAAGGCUCAGCAGAUAAUGUGUGACGCGUUUCGAGCCGUUGCUGAAAGAGAAACAUCGACUGGAGACAGCAUCCAUCUUGUCGUGAUUCAGCAAGGCGAAAAAACAGAAGAAAGCUUCGUUAAAAUCAGAAAUGAUUAA
Messenger RNA from Soboliphyme baturini, 399 nucleotides. NCBI's taxonomy places the organism in Eukaryota, Metazoa, Nematoda, Enoplea, Dioctophymatida, Soboliphymatidae. The record is from the annotation of a GenBank genome assembly.